Messenger RNA from Coturnix japonica (Japanese quail), 1133 nucleotides. Its product is annotated as glioma pathogenesis-related protein 1-like. NCBI's taxonomy places the organism in Eukaryota, Metazoa, Chordata, Aves, Galliformes, Phasianidae. Gene Ontology annotation, cellular component: extracellular region. The record is from RefSeq and is a predicted model, not a curated record.
GUUGCUUUGACGGACACUUUCAAGUGUUUCAACACUUAAAGGACUACAGAGGAAGAGCUUAGCAGUAUUGACUCCACAGGAACAAUUCUUCUCUUAAAGACUUAAAUAGAAAACAAAAACAAAAGCAUUGAAGAAUUAUGAAAAUCACCGUUUUCUUUGCUGUGCUGUUCUUGCUCAAUCUCUUUGUUUGCUGUCAUACAUAUGACCAAUAUCCCUUGCCUGACAUAGAAGAUGCAAAGUUCAUAGAAGACUGUGUGAGAGUUCACAAUGAGUUCCGAUCCAAAGUGAAUCCUCCAGCCAGCAAUAUGCUUCGUAUGUCCUGGGACCCUGCUUUAGCUAAGUCUGCCAAAGUGUGGGCAAAGAAGUGCAUGUUUGAGCACAACAUCUACCUUAAAAUACCACAGAAGGUGCACCCCACCUUUACACCUAUUGGAGAAAACAUCUGGACUGGCACCGCCACCGUCUUUUCUGUGCGCUUAGCUCUGACUGACUGGUUUAAUGAAGUCAGCAACUACGAUUUCAACACCCGUCGCUGCACUGGCAAGUGUGGUCACUACACCCAGGUUGUUUGGGCAACGAGUUACAAAGUUGGCUGUGCAGUUCACUUCUGCCAUAGAAUUUACAAUCUUCAAGGAUUCAACAAUGUGGCGCAUUUUGUUUGUGACUAUGGGCCAGCGGGGAAUUACCCAACAAAACCUUAUAAAGCAGGACAGCCAUGCAGUGAAUGCAGAAACGACCAGUGUGUAGACAAUCUCUGUGUAAAUGCAGAACGUGAGAAACUGAUAAGUUAUGCCAACUGGUAUCCAGACUGGGACACUCAGCCCCAGCCACCACAGUCCCGUCCCCCACAGCCUCCAGUCCCUCGACCUCCAGCCCCUCGACCUCCAGCCCCUCGACCUCCAGCCCACACACCCCCAGCUGGGCAGCUGCAUUCUUACUGUGACCACUACUGUGUUGCUGUCUUGAUUUUAAGGCCAUUAUUUUUGGUACUGUGUCCUGUAGGUGUUCUUUUAGCACAGCGGUGGUUUCCACACAUGUUUAUAUAUGUGUAAUGAUUGUUAAGAUACUGAUAGUGAUUCUACAAUUCCAUUAGAGAACUGCAUGUUUGAUAAAAAACAGUCAUCCUUGCUAUA